UGUUAAUUGCACCAUCCCCAGACAAAGAGAGGAAGCAUCCUGUAAACUAGCUCGGUUGUUUCCUCCAUUUUUGCCUUCCUCUUUCUUGGCACGCCAUCUUCCAUCAGCUGAAGCUAUGGAUAAGCGUAGGUGCCAGAAACAGUCCAGAACUUCCGAUUGCGCCACUGAAGUGGUGGCAGAGGUUGGUAGCAUCGAGUUGGGGUUCAUCAACCUGUCAGAACAAGAAGAAGACCUCGUUUACAAAAUGUAUAGCCUCGUCGGUGACAGGUGGAAUCUCAUAGCAGGUCGGAUCCCAGGCAGGAAACCGGAAGAAAUAGAGAGGUUUUGGAUGAUGAGGCAUGAGGAAGGGUUUGCUCAGAAGAGAUUGAGGAGUGCAAGCUGAGAGUAGAAUAUUUCUGUCAGAAAUGGAUGAUGCCAACCAUGCGGGUUCAUCGUUUGGAGGACCCACUUUAUGGUCUAUGCUCAUGGACCAUCUGUCCUUUAUCAUCUACAUAUUUGUUUUUUUUUUUAUGGUGUACUUGUGCUAUAAGAUCCAACUAGUUCAUUAUGUUGAGGACCCACUUUGUGACCCGUGAUAUUUGUCCCUCCCAAACUCUCUCUCUCCCUACCAUGAUUUUGCCCUACUGAGAAACAAAGUUGGUUGUGCUCUCAACA
Messenger RNA from Phoenix dactylifera (date palm), 654 nucleotides. RefSeq names its product transcription factor TRY-like. Gene Ontology annotation, molecular function: transcription cis-regulatory region binding. Gene Ontology annotation, biological process: regulation of DNA-templated transcription; cell differentiation. Lineage: Eukaryota; Viridiplantae; Streptophyta; Magnoliopsida; Arecales; Arecaceae. The record is from RefSeq and is a predicted model, not a curated record. Gene Ontology annotation, cellular component: nucleus.